Anguilla anguilla (European eel) is the source of this 2327-nucleotide messenger RNA. RefSeq names its product surfeit locus protein 4-like. Gene Ontology annotation, cellular component: endoplasmic reticulum-Golgi intermediate compartment; membrane; endoplasmic reticulum. The transcript is spliced from 6 exons. NCBI's taxonomy places the organism in Eukaryota, Metazoa, Chordata, Actinopteri, Anguilliformes, Anguillidae. The record is from RefSeq and is a predicted model, not a curated record. Gene Ontology annotation, biological process: Golgi organization. The coding region runs from base 178 to 987 and encodes 269 amino acids.
CAACGCGAAGCAUUGUGGGACGGAGGUGGCCUUUCGCUACACAGAUUAGCAAAGAAGAGAGAGGCUGCCGUGUUGAGUAACAGCACUUACGAGCGCUUGGGAGUUGCAGUCGACUCAUUCAGCGAUAACUGGACAGGCACCACUGACACGAUACCCGCGACCGCAGAAGAGGGAGACAUGGCCCAGAACAACAUAAUGAGUACCGCCGAGGACGUGGCGGAUCAGUUUCUACGCGUGACGAAGCAGUACCUGCCCCACCUGGCGCGCCUGUGUCUGAUCAGCACCUUCCUGGAGGACGGGAUCCGCAUGUGGUUCCAAUGGAACGAGCAGAGGGACUACAUCGAGGGCACCUGGGGCUGCGGCUACUUCCUGGCCACCUGCUUCGUGCUGCUCAACCUGUUUGGACAGAUAGGCGGCUGUGUCCUCAUCCUCAGCAGGAACUUUGUCCAGUAUGCGUGCUUUGGGCUGUUCGGAAUCAUAGCUUUACAGACGAUCGCCUACAGCAUUCUGUGGGAUCUUAAAUUUUUGAUGAGGAACCUGGCCCUGGGCGGGGGCCUCCUGCUGCUGCUGGCGGAGUCGCGCUCCGAGGGAAAGAGCAUGUUCGCGGGGGUGCCCUCCAUGGGCGAGAGCUCCCCGAAACAGUACAUGCAGCUGGGGGGGCGCGUCCUUCUGGUGCUCAUGUUCAUGACCCUGCUGCACUUCGACCCCAGCUUCUUCUCCAUUCUGCAGAACAUGGUGGGCACAGCCCUGAUCAUCCUGGUUGCCAUCGGUUUCAAGACCAAGCUGGCCGCCCUCACCCUGGUGGUGUGGCUCUUCGCCAUCAACGUCUACUUCAACGCCUUCUGGACGGUGCCCGCCUACAAGCCCAUGCACGACUUCCUCAAGUACGACUUCUUCCAGACCCUAUCGGUCAUCGGGGGGCUCCUGCUGGUGGUGGCGCUGGGGCCGGGGGGCGUGUCCAUGGACGAGAAGAAAAAAGAGUGGUGAGCUCGGCCCCCUGCCCCGCCCACUCUGACCGCGCCCCCGGACAUGAGGACCCCAGCAGCCCCUGUGCCAGCGCCAUCCAGCCGCCAUCGUCACCAACCUUAUCUUUUUCUCUCCCUCUUUCACUCUAUUCUUUUGCUCUCUUUUCUUCACUUGCACUUUUUUUUUUUGUCUUCUUUGUCUUUACUAGCUAAACACAUGGUCAUUGCAGUGUAUGUAUGUAUGUAUGUAAUUGUGUGUGUGUGUGUGUGUGUGUGUGUGUGUGUGUAUGUAUAUAUAUAUAUAUAUAUAUAUAUAUAUACAUAUACAUGUGUGUGUGUGUGUGUAUAAAUGUGCAGUAAAAUGAACCCUUUUCUCUGACAUCCUGUAAAAUGAGACAAAAUGAGACUGGAGUCAAGCUUUGCGGUCAGGAGGAAUCUUAACUCUAGACAUUAUGAAAACUGAGUUGGAGACCUGUUUUUUUAUGUUUUUAUGAAUUUUCUUUUCAAGGUUUUCAUGGUGUACAUCCCCAUGUGCCAAUUUACAUGACGCUCCCCUGAAUAAGACGCUGUGCACUUAGACCGCGUUUAGAAAGCACCCCGUGCCCCAGACAGACUGUCGUCUGAUUCUUUCGGUGUUACUGUAGGGAGUGUCGGUGUGUGAACAGGUUUGUAUUUAUGGUCGUCUCAGUUGGAAGUGUGUGACCCUUUUAAAGAAGGAAAAAAGAAAUAAAGUUUCUUGCUGUGUUUUGGAAGAGGGGAAAGGGAAAAGAUUUUAACGGUUUAGGCCGUUGGCAGAGGGUGCAGCUAGGCCUCGUUCGGCCUACGGACCUGCGCCUCAACCUCCUGCAAGCGUGUGUUUCUUGUGCUGCUGUCUAUAUAGAUGUUGGGUCUUCAGGAUCUGAACACCGUUUUCCCCACACACACCUGUCUUCGCCCCCCCCGCAUUGCUCACCACUCGUAAUAUGCACAGGUGACACAGAGACCUCUUAAUGAUCAGUGAGGGGAGGCUGUGUGUUUAAAAGGGGAGCUAUGUGCAUAGCCUAUUUAUUUUUAAAGUGGGGGGGGGAUUAUUAAAGCAUCCUUGAUGGCCUUUCAAAAGCAAUUUUACAUUGUAUUUUUCAGAUAUUUAAUAGGAUUUAGGUGUUUUUUUGUUUUGUUUUUUUUUGCCAAAAAUGCCAUGGCAAGCCGGCCCUGGGCACAGGUGUGUGCCGGCCUUCACCUGCAGUGCCAGGCCAGAUGAGGGACGCCUCAAGGUUGAGGGGCGUUCUUCAGCAGCACGUGGAACAAGGGAGAUAGUCAGCAUAAUGUGUCCUGUAAUUUAUCACACAGUGUUUUUGUUUUUUCCUCAAGGUUGAGUCAAGA